AACAAAACAUCAGGCAAGAAAGACGCCUUCGGGACCUGCAGUCCACCAGCUUGCUUGCCUGCGGGUCUGCAAGGCCCCCCCGGCCGGGCUGGGCGAGGGGAGGGGGGCGUGGGGAUAAUGGCCGCGGGGCUCGGGGAGGCUAAUCGUGGACUCCCUCCCCUGUCACAGGCCCCCGGGCCGCCGUGGCCAUGGACCCGCCCGUCAAAAAGAUGAGGCACCUCAAGAGGAUCAGGGGCUUAUAAGUGACCACUCUGUGGCUAAGUGGAUGGGUAGACUCAUGGAGAGAGGAGAUAGCUUGUGUUUUUUGCCUGACUCUGAGAACCCCCUGCUCUCCUGGGACCACUCUGCCAGUGUAAGUAGCACCAGCUCUGUUGGUCGAGGACUCCUCCAGCAGCAAGUGACACAGCUUCUCACCUGUGUGGAAGACAUCAGCUCAGAUGAAGAGAUCCAUGAAGAGAUGGCUCGCACACUGGAUAAGGCUUUCCUGCUCUGGAGGAAAAAGCUGAAGGAGAAAUACCUGCAAUUCAGGAUGCAUGUUGUGACCUGGAAUGUGGCAACCGCAGCACCCCCCACCAACCUCAAUGAAUUGCUUCUGCUAAACAAUGAAUGUGAGAACAUGGACAUGUAUGUCAUUGGCUUACAGGAAAUGAAGUCUGGCAUCAUCAAUUACAUUUCGGAGUUGGCGUUUGAAGACCCCUGGAGCAAGUUGUUAAUGGAUGUGCUUGCCCCUCUGGGUUAUAUCAAGGUAACCUCCAUAAGAAUGCAGGGACUUCUCCUACUGGUCUUUGCCAGGCGCCUGCAUGUGCCCUUCAUUUCUGACAUCUAUACCAACUACACUCGAACUGGCCUCUAUGGCUACUGGGGGAACAAAGGGGGAGUCUCCAUCAGCUUUCGGAUAUAUGGCUAUGCCAUCUGCUUCCUCAACUGCCACCUGCCAGCCCAUUUAACCAACAAUGACCAGCGGCUCAUUGAUUUCGACAAGAUCCUGGAAAUGCAGAACUUUGAGAAUGACAACAUCCCUAACAUCCUGGACAAUGACCUCAUCGUAUGGUUUGGUGACCUAAACUUUCGUAUUGAAGAAUUCGGGUUAUGUUUUAUCCAUGAAUCCAUCCAAAAAGGGCUCUACAGCAUCCUCUGGCAUAAGGAUCAGCUCAACAUAAUUAAGAAGAGUGAUUCACUGCUCCAACAGUUCCAGGAGGGCCCUCUGCUCUUCAAGCCAACCUUUAAAUUUGACAUCAACUCAGAAGAAUAUGAUUCCAGUGAGAAAAGGCGAAAACCAGCAUGGACUGACCGAAUCCUUUGGAGGCUGAAUCAAAAGCUCCAGAAUACCUCUAAGAACUUCAAAGAACCUGAGCGCUUCUUCUCUCUGGAAUUGAAGUGUUACCAAAGCCAUAUGCAGUAUAAAGUCAGUGACCAUAAGCCAGUCACGGGGACCUUUGAACUGGAGCUGAAGUCCCUAAUGCUAACCCCACUGGUCACCCUGAUUCCUGAGGGCCGGUGGAUCACGCCUUAUGAUCUGGUGGUCAGCUAUAACCGGAGUCCUGACUUCAAAAGCAGCAGCUGGGACUGGAUUGGCCUCCACAAGGUCGUGAUCCGCCACCUGAAGGACUGUGUGACCUAUGCCUGGGUCAAGGACAACCUGGUAUCCUCAGAAAAAGGCCUUUACCAGGUAUAUAUCAAUGCUAGCGGUUUCCCAGAGGAAGGGGGAGAGUUUCUUCUCAGUUACUAUAGUAGCAACCUGAAGGCUAUAGUGGGACUGAGUGAACCCUUCCAGCUCUGUAGAAACAACCUGAGUCCAGAAGACUGGAGAGAAAAGAAAGGCGAUCCACUGAUGUACUGAGCCAGGAUGAAUGCCUCACAGCUCUCCCCCUGCCCUCCUCAGCCCCCCCAUGACUGCUGUUUGUAGGUCCAGCUCUCCCGAGAUAAGGCAGGCCCUGCAGAACAGCCUACCUGGUUCCCCAUCCAGGACUGGAAUUAACCAUUUUAAUAGAGGUUUCAGUUACCAGGAUAUGGAUGAGGCCAGUCAGUCCACCUGCCAUGGAAACUCAAGCACAGUCAACUGAGUGAUGGGGGAUUCUUUUAUACUCUCCUCCUUCUUUUUCUGGCCUCCUCCCCACCCUGCCCCUUAACCCAGCUAGGGCCAGUUGCCUUCACAAUGCCCUCAGUGGGGCUGCCAACCACAUGCCUCAGCUGGCACCUGCCCCACAUUCCUAUGGCUCCAUCUCCAGGACUCUGACUGGCAGGGAUGGAGACAUACAUUUGUACAGGAUCCUCUAACCAGUUGGCAGCAGCCCUCCAAGUUUUAGGAGGAAUCUUGGACUCUUGGCAGCAUAUUCCCUCCUCCAGUGGCAGGGCAGGGGUGGCAUAGUGAUGGGCAUGUCCCAAUGUGCCCUUCAGCAUGGAGAAUUAGUGUAGCUUUGCUAUAGUAGCGGAUUGCUGAGUAUCUUUUCAAGGGGGUUCUGGAUCAGGAAAUCCCUUAGCAUUGAGACACAACCUGAGGUCAUUGGUGGUGGUGGUGGUGGUGGUGGUGGGUGUCCCAUUCUGAUGCCUCCUGUUUAUGGCUGAGAGACAGUUAGGGCGUCAGCCUUCCCUCUUGGUGGGGUUGAAUGGACAAGGAGGAACCCUGUGACCCUACCUUUUUCCAGCUUUCUGGGUGAUACUUCACCCCAACAAUUAAGCCUCACAGGCCGAUUUACAUAGCAUUAUUGUAUUAUGAGUUACCAGCCCACAGGAAAUGAUUUGGGGACCCCACAUGGACUGGGCAAGCUGAUAGUUAAGGCCUUCUGGGGAUCUUUAGAAAACAUUCCUCUCCAGGUACCAUCUUGAAAUUUUGGAGUGGUCCUUCAGCUCCACCCCCAACAUUGGGGAUGUCAGUGGCACCUUCUCUUAUAACUCCCCACUCUGCCUUAGAGUCAUAGGAAGGAACAUCUCAGGGAGCCCGCUCUGUGAUAUCACUAUAGUUCUUUAUUUCCUCCCUCCUUCCUGAAGGCCCAUGGAGGGGGUGGAUUCCAUGAACACAGAGCUCUUCUCUCUACAUAGAAGCUCACUGAGGGGUGCUCCAGGCCAUUAACUGCUCCACAUUUCUCCCUUGGAAGCCUCGAAUGUCAACAACUCCCCUUGAUUCUGUUGUCCUUGCCCUGGCUCCCCAGGGAAAUUUUGCUGCUGAGCCCAGCGACUUCAGUCUGUGCAUCUGUGUCUGUUAUAUUUGAGAAUAGAGAUGUGGCUUUUAGACUGGCCUUGUGUGGUCUUGUCCAUGUUGCUUGGAAGCAGGUGCCCCAGUUUUAGGGGGAGAAGAUGAAUGCAAGUCUCUGACUCUUGGAGAGAAGGACCCUGGAGUUCUAGGCCCUCAUCUGAUUCCUGGUAGUGCCAGACCUAGAUAGUCCAGGGCAGGGGAACUGGGGGUGGAUCAAUCAGUCCUAAGGAACCCACCUAAUGGAGACUGAAGUUUGUCAGCGUCCAUAUGAUAGGGCUGUGGUCCUUAGAAAUCCCAGAAAAGUGCUUAUGGGGACUGGAGACACCCUGACCUUUAUUUUUGCCUCCCAUCCCCACUCCCUAAUAUCAGCAUUUACCAAGUAAAUUUACCUGGCAAAUACCUAAUUGAACUGAAACAAGCUGAUGGAGCCUCCCUGCACUUUCCCCAUCCCCAUCUUUUUGUUCUGUGUCCUGCCUCCCCUACCCUUCUGUGACCUCCUAGCUAAGGAGCUAUGUCCUCUCAUUUAUCAGUCCAAUCCACAUCCUAUAUUCCUGUCUGUCCUUUAUGCUGGUUCUGGUAUCUCUUCUCCUUCCAUAUUCUUCCCCCUCAUCCCUGAAAUGACCUCUCUCUCUCUAAAAAAUCUCACCCUACAUUAUGCAGGGGCUCCAAAUUCCCAUCCUGGGCUGGGGGCAAGAGGCAGGAAAGCGACAUUUUGGCCAAGAAGGGAAAGACCAAUUCUGGGGAAGGAUCCAAGCCUCCUAGUCUAAUAAUUGCUGUCAUUUGUAUAGCACUUUAAGGUCUUAGAAACUACUUUGCAUACAUUCUCAUUAAAAUCUACUCUCCCUUGUGACUGAGA
Monodelphis domestica (gray short-tailed opossum) is the source of this 4049-nucleotide messenger RNA. NCBI's taxonomy places the organism in Eukaryota, Metazoa, Chordata, Mammalia, Didelphimorphia, Didelphidae. The record is from RefSeq and is a predicted model, not a curated record.